This is a messenger RNA of Paraphaeosphaeria sporulosa, 2101 nucleotides long. RefSeq lists its product as uncharacterized. Bases 288 to 1808 code for a protein of 506 amino acids. Lineage: Eukaryota; Fungi; Ascomycota; Dothideomycetes; Pleosporales; Didymosphaeriaceae. The record is from RefSeq and is a predicted model, not a curated record. The transcript has a single exon.
AGUGCUACCUCAGCGUCGACCGCAACGUCUUACGCGAGCCUCUGUUGUGCUCGCUUUUGACUUGUUAUCCCAUCUACGACAUGUGCGAAGACCCCUUUCACCUCUGUGCCCAUGUGUCUCUGCAGCAACCAAAAUGUUCUCAACCUACCCAGCAUUCAUCUUCACCUCACGCCCGCCUCGCCUCUUGCACCGCCCGUCGAGCAGGCGACGCUGAACCUUGCCGUGUCGACCGCUGAAGCCGUGCUUUCGUCGUCGCACACCCAGAAACUGAGCAGCGUAGUACCAACAUGUCCGCCGCCGGAACACCUUACACUCGCCUCCCCGUAGCCGUCCCCCAGGAAACGGUCGAAGCCACGCCGUUGGCCAGUCCGGAUGACCUCGUCAAGACAUACCUGCUGCAUGUCACCUCCGAACUCCUCGCCAUUCAAGCCUCGACGACUUCGUUCGGGGCAUCGUCUACCGACCGCUAUAGCCCUUCACUUCAGGUGCUCCACGCCCGUCUCCAAGACGGACACCACUCACCUUUCCCCGGACUCGAGAAUCGCAGCGGUAACGCCUUCACCCGGAAAGGGAAGGCACACCGGGUAGCGGUCCCCUCGCCAAUGGUUCGACCACUAGGAGACUUCGAGGACAUGUACUACGCAAUCCUGGCCACGGUCAAGGAAACCCACGAUUCCAUCAUCUUGAGGCUGAACAACGGUUUCGUCGACCCGAACGCAUUGCUCUUCCCCUCGUCCCAGCACACGAUUCACUUUUUUCAAGAGUGGCUCGCGCACCAGUGGACAAUUCUCAACGAGCCGUCUCUUGUGCGAGCUCUCGACAUCGCAGUCCGGGAGGCUCUCGUCGACGGCCAUCUUUGCCAGGGACUACGUAGUCAAGUGGACUCCGGACAGAUCACACACGAACAGGCGGAGACCGCACGCGCGCAUCUGUAUCAGUCAGAUGUCUUCGCCGAUAUGCCCGGACUGAGCUGGGUGGGCAACGAGCAUUCCGCCAUGAUCAACGGCCGCUUGAACGAGAAGUAUCGCGUGGUGUUUCAGGCGGAGAAGCAGGCGCACGAGAAGAAGAUAAGAAUGGCCAAGAAAAGGGAGAGGAUUCAGAAGACCGCAAAGAUCGGCCCCAAAGCAUGUGGUCGUCGUGGAUCCGGAGAGUAUCGUCGACAGCAACAGCAGGUCAUGGCAGAGCAAGCACAGCAAGCCGCAGACAUGUUACCGACAUCGAUGGGAAAACAGUCGCCUCGCAGCGAGGCAGAACAAGCGAAACAAGCGCACGACAUAGCACGCCAAACACCGCAAGUCGAUCACAGUGACAUAUCGUUAUUCCAAGAAGAAGUUGAAGCUUGGCGCCUCUAUACGCAACAACUAAUGUCCUCUCGGCGCGAGACACAGCUGCGGUACCACGAGGACGAGUUGCGGCGGAAGACUCCUCCGGCGGCUACCGAGCAAGCCCUCCAAGCUUUACCGGACAGCUUACGCAGUGGGGCAGUGUCGUGUACCCCACAACGUCAAAGCCACGCACGUACUGUCACUCAGCCUCACGCCGCACACGUGCAGCAAGACACCUCAGAUGCAGGCCAUGCGGGCCCGGAGCGUACCUUCCCCGGUGCUAGUCCAAGAGAAAAACGGAAGCAGCGAGUGACGGAAUACCAGGCUUGGUUAAGAGAGUCUGCAAGCGACCAUGCGAGGACGAGGAUGAUGGGGCAGAGGCGUCAAACCCAAGCCCAGGCAUCGGACGUGAGCGACGUUUCACUGCAGGCUUUCAACGGUGCCGAAGCCCCGAUGGACAUGGAUGGUGACGGAGGAUUCUAAGGUGAGGCAGGCGGAAAAGACCUUGUUUCUGGGGGAGCCACUGGGACAUUUGGGCAGACAUGCGGGAAAUUUGGAAUGGACGGGAUGGGAUGGUUCAAGGGUGGAGCGGGGAGCGGGAUGUGAAGUCCACCAAAGCGUAAUGGCUGGACGUAAGUUCCGGUCUGCAUACGCAGGUAGAUAGUUACUCCUUAGGUAGGCAGUAGAUAGAGACGACCCCACGGCACCUACGAUGCACUCUGCACCCACAGCACCCACGACAUCCGCACCGUUCCCCUGCUCGUCUCAACAAAGCC